AGCCUGGCCCCACAAUGUUGGAAUUGGGCUCCUGUUCAGUCAGCGCUCAGACCCUGGCGGACCACAAUGCUCUUGGGGUGCCCCAGCUGGCCAGGGUGGGGGUGUCAGGGAGCAGCACCCCACACCGCUACAUUCUCCAUCCCGAGUCAGAGAACUGGCACAAGGACCGUCUUGGCCUGGCCACCGGCUCCCACUCCUGCUCCCUAAUGGAACCCCAGAGCCUGUCAGACAGCCUGCUCUCCCACACAGCCAUCAUCGACACUCUCUACCUCCCCCACAAUGCCCAUGCCCCCCGUGGCCUCUCCCUGGAUGUGGACAGCUCCUACAACGGGGUCGAGGGAGUGCUGGGGAUGGACCCCGACCGGCCCGUCAGUCCCAUCGUCAUUAAGCGCCGCCGGGGGGGCCUCAUCGAGCAGCGGGACAUCGUUAAGGCCCACCAGGCUCACAAGAUCCAGAGCACCCCACAAGCCCUGCGCAAGGAAUGGGAAAUGUCCCGGUUCGGAGACAACGUUCCCGCCAUGUUGGGCUCCGGGGAUGGGGGCUCCAAGCGCAACAGGACCCGGGAGGGAGCACCUGUAUCUACAGGUGGUGGAGUUUCCCCAGCCUUUAAACAGACCAAAGCGCAGAGAGCUCGCACCAUGGCCCUGUACAACCCCAUCCCUGUCAGACAGAACUGUUUCACCGUCAAUAGAUCACUCUUCAUUUUCGGGGAGGACAACAUUGUUCGGAAGUACGCAAAGAAGGUCAUAGAGUGGCCUCCGUUUGAGUACAUGAUCCUCGCCACCAUCAUCGCCAACUGUAUCGUCCUGGCCCUGGAGCAGCACCUGCCCGGAGAGGACAAGACCCCCAUGUCUAAGAGACUGGAAAAGACAGAGCCUUACUUCAUUGGGAUGUUCUGCUUUGAAGCUGGGAUUAAAGUGGUGGCAUUGGGAUUUGUAUUCCAUAAAGGCUCCUACCUGAGAAAUGGCUGGAACGUCAUGGAUUUCAUUGUGGUUCUGAGUGGGAUUCUGGCCACAGCGGGAGCUCACAUGAACAUCCCAGUGGACCUGCGGACCCUGAGGGCCGUCCGUGUACUCAGACCCCUCAAACUGGUCUCUGGAAUCCCUAGCCUGCAGAUAGUCCUGAAAUCUAUCAUGAAAGCCAUGGUGCCGCUGCUCCAGAUUGGCCUGCUGCUCUUCUUCGCCAUUCUCAUGUUUGCCAUCAUCGGCCUGGAGUUCUACAGCGGGAAGCUCCACAGCACCUGUCUGCCCAUGCCCAAUAUCCUAGAGAAUGAGACGGUGGACAAGUCUGAGUCAGAGUUCCCGUGUGGGGUAAGGAAGUGCCCUGACAAGUACACCUGCCAUGACACCUGGAUCGGCCCCAACGACGGCAUCACCCAGUUUGACAACAUCCUGUUUGCUGUGCUCACUGUCUUCCAGUGCAUCACCAUGGAGGGCUGGACCACCGUGCUCUACAACACCAAUGAUGCUUUAGGCCCCACUUGGAACUGCAUGUACUUCAUCCCUCUGAUAAUCAUUGGCUCCUUCUUCGUGUUGAACCUGGUAUUGGGAGUGCUCUCAGGAGAGUUUGCCAAAGAGAGGGAGCGGGUUGAGAAUCGCAGGGCGUUCAUGAAGCUGCGGAGGCAACAGCAGAUUGAGAGGGAACUCAAUGGCUACCGGGCCUGGAUUGACAAAGCAGAGGAGGUGAUGCUUGCAGAGGAUAAUAAGAAUUCAGGACCGUCUGCUCUUGAUGUGCUGAAGAGGGCCACAAUCAAGAGGAGAGAGGAGAGGAGAGGACUGGACCAGCAGUAUGGUGACAUCUCUUCUGUGGGCAUCCCGAUGACCAGAGCCAGCAUCAGGAGUGCUAAGAGAGGACCCACCGCUUAUUUGAAGCGUAAGGAGCGUCUGCUGCGGAUCUCUCUCCGCCGCAUGGUGAAGACACACAUCUUCUACUGGACCGUACUGGGCCUGGUGGCCCUCAACACACUCUGUGUUGCCAUCGUCCAUCACAACCAACCCCACUGGCUGUCUGUGUUCCUCUACUAUGCAGAGUUCCUCUUUCUGGGUCUGUUUCUCACUGAAAUGUGUUUAAAGAUGUACAGCCUGGGACCCAGACUCUACUUCCACUCCGCCUUCAAUCGCUUCGACUGCGGGGUGAUAGUGGGAAGCAUCUUUGAGGUGAUGUGGGGAUUCUUCAGGCCUGGCAUGUCCUUUGGCAUCAGUGUGCUGCGUGCGCUCCGUCUGCUGAGGAUAUUCAAGAUCACCAAGUACUGGGCGUCGCUGAGGAACCUGGUGGUAUCCCUGAUGAAUUCUAUGAAAUCAAUCAUCAGCCUCAUUUUCCUCCUCUUCCUCUUCAUCCUGGUCUUUGCUCUGCUGGGCAUGCAGCUCUUUGGUGGCAGGUUCAUCUUUGAAGACUACACUCCUACAAACUUUGAUACUUUUCCUGCAGCCAUCAUGACUGUAUUUCAGAUUCUGACAGGAGAAGACUGGAAUGAGGUGAUGUACAAUGGGAUCCGCUCCCAGGGAGGAGUGAAGUCAGGAAUGUGGUCCUCCAUAUACUUCAUUGUACUCACACUCUUUGGUAACUACACGCUGUUGAAUGUUUUCUUGGCCAUCGCUGUGGACAAUCUGGCCAAUGCCCAGGAACUAACCAAGGAUGAAGAGGACGAAGAGGCUGCUUUCAAUCAGAAACAUGCUCUCCAGAAAGCAAAGGAAGUAGGGGCCAUGUCUUCCCUGAUGUCAUCAGACAGGAGGAGGAGACCCUACCUGUAUAGGAAAAGAGCGAUACACAGGAGCCGGCCUGCCUACUCUCUGGAGGAGGCUGAGAGCCUCGCCGAGGGGCCCCCAUGCCCGCCACUGAAUUCCUCUAACUCUUUCAUGUCCAGGAGGGAGAGGAGUAGACGGAUGACCAUGUCUGUGUGGGAGCAGAGAACCAGCCAACUGCGCAGGCACCGGCAGAUGUCCAGCCGAGAGAUCCUCUUCAGCAACCCCAGUGAGGAGCAGGAAGCGCCCUCUGGCUGUCCCCACCACCUCAAAGCAACAGGCACACCCACAGGCAGCCUGAAGCUGGCUGAUCCCACAGCUGACCCUAAGGACUUCACAGCUAAGCCCCCAAAGCCCAUGGAGAUGCCCCUAGAGGAACCAGCCCUGUCCAUGGGUGUCCCUGAGCCCCACUUAUCCAGCCCUUUACCAGAGCCACCUGAUCCCACUGACACGCCCCUGCCGGACUCCCCCACGUCCACAGCUGUGUUCAUACCGGAGCUUACAGAAUCUGAGCCAUGCCCAGACGGCAAGCGUGGCAUCCCCAACCACUGCCACCAAGGCUUCAAUGGCCGCAGGAGCCCCUGGUUGAAUGGGGAGAGAAGGCAGAGAGCGGUGCGUAAGUUCCGCCCUCCUGCUGGUGACACCCUGACCACUGACAUGGAAGGUAUGAGGCUCAGGAGGCCACAGGGCACAGGGCACUGUGAGGCUCAGGCUGGGGCCAGAGGCCUGGACUCACCUCAGGCGGAGGGCAGCAGUCGCUCUGUCAGCAUGGAGAGGAAGACCCCAGAGGACCCAGUGGAGGAGGUGAGGAAAGACGGUAACAAGGGAGAAACCAGCCAACCUUCCAAGACCAGGGAGGCUGAACACAGACAGAGGGACCAUGAUCAGACUGGGGGUCCUGAGCUGCAGAACAGGGAGGAGGGUCUACAGUCAGAUCCACCCACCCUGCAGCCAUCUCAGGCUGCAGUUCUGGCACUACCAGAGGGCCCCACAGGAGACAGUGAGACCGAUAGCAAUGCCACCACUCUGAACCAGUCCCCUCUGAGUUCCAGUGUCGUCAUCGAGGUGACCGAUGUCCAGUUGUCACUAGAGCUCACCCCCAUCACAGGCAACAGUAAAGAUGUGGAGGCGUCCAAGCCUGAGAAGGACGAGGAAGAGGUGGCCAACCCAGUCAAUACUGUCACACCUGACAGUAUGUUCAUCUUCAAACCUGACAAUCCGAUCCGCCGGGCCUGUCACUAUGUGGUGAUGCGUUACUUUGAGAUGUGCAUCCUGCUGGUGAUCGCUGCCAGCAGUAUCGCCCUCGCUGCAGAGGACCCCGUUUCAGCCACCUCCGACUGGAAUAAAGUUUUGCGUUACUUUGACUACGUGUUCACAGGUGUCUUUACCUUUGAAAUGAUAAUAAAGAUGAUAGACCAGGGCUUGAUUCUCCAUGACGGCUCCUACUUCCGGGACCUGUGGAACAUUCUAGACUUUAUCGUGGUGGUCGGAGCUCUGGUUGCCUUCGCCCUCACGAAUGUGCUGGGAAAUAAUAAAGGACGGGACAUCAAAACCAUCAAGUCUCUUCGGGUGCUGCGCGUCCUGAGGCCCCUGAAGACCAUUAAGAGACUACCGAAACUCAAGGCAGUGUUUGACUGUGUGGUGACCUCUCUGAAGAACGUCUUCAACAUCCUCAUCGUCUACAAGCUCUUCAUGUUCAUUUUCGCUGUCAUCGCUGUGCAGCUGUUCAAGGGGAAGUUCUUCUACUGCACUGACGGAUCCAAAGACACAGAGAAGGACUGCCAGGGCUUCUACAUAAACUAUGAGAAAGACAAGCAGGAGGUGAAGAGGAGGGAGUGGAGGAGACAUGACUUUCACUAUGACAAUAUAGUCUGGGCCCUGCUCACUCUGUUCACCGUCUCCACUGGGGAAGGCUGGCCACAGGUCCUGCAGCACUCUGUGGAUGUGACAGAGGAGGACAGAGGACCCAGCCAGGGCAACAGGAUGGAGAUGUCCAUCUUCUAUGUCAUCUACUUUGUGGUCUUCCCCUUCUUUUUCGUCAACAUAUUUGUGGCUCUCAUCAUCAUCACCUUCCAGGAGCAGGGAGACAAGAUGAUGGAGGAGUGCAGCUUGGAGAAGAAUGAGAGGGCUUGCAUUGACUUUGCCAUAAGUGCCAAACCCCUGACCCGCUACAUGCCUCAGAACAGGCAGACGUUCCAGUACCGCCUCUGGCACUUUGUGGUCUCCCCCUCCUUUGAGUACACCGUGCUGGCCAUGAUUGCACUCAACACCAUUGUCCUGAUGAUGAAGUAUUACUCAGCCCCACCAGUGUACGAGGCUGUGCUGAAACACCUGAACACAGCCUUCACUGUGCUCUUCUCUGUGGAGUGUGUCCUCAAGAUCAUGGCAUUUGGCUUUCUGAACUACUUUCGAGACACUUGGAAUAUAUUUGACUUCAUCACGGUGUUGGGCAGCAUCACAGAAAUAGUGGUGGACCUGCAGUCAAUUGAGACCUUCAACAUGGGUUUCCUGAAGCUGUUCCGAGCUGCUCGACUGAUCAAGCUGUUGAGGCAGGGUUACACCAUUCGCAUCCUGCUCUGGACCUUUGUCCAGUCCUUUAAGGCUCUCCCCUACGUCUGUCUGCUCAUUGCCAUGCUCUUCUUCAUAUAUGCAAUCAUCGGAAUGCAGGUUUUUGGAAACAUCAGACUGGAUGAGGAGACUCACAUCAACCAACACAACAACUUCAAGACCUUCUUUGGUGCUCUGAUGUUGCUAUUCAGGAGUGCCACGGGGGAGUCGUGGCAGGAGAUCAUGCUGUCAUGUUUAGGGGGGCAGAAGUGUGAGCCAGACCCCUUAGCUCUAACAUCAGACCAUGAGGAGCGCUGUGGAACUGAGUUUGCCUACUUCUACUUUGUUUCCUUCAUCUUCUUCAGCUCAUUUCUGAUGCUGAAUCUGUUUGUGGCUGUGAUCAUGGACAACUUUGAGUACCUCACCCGGGAUUCUUCCAUCUUGGGGCCUCAUCAUCUGGAUGAGUUUGUUCGUAUCUGGGGUGAAUACGACCGAGCUGCUUGCGGGCGUAUUCAUUACACUGACAUGUACGAGAUGCUGACUGAUAUGUCGCCACCUCUUGGCCUCGGAAAGAAAUGUCCCUCCAAAGUGGCUUAUAAGAGGCUGGUGCUGAUGAACAUGCCCGUGGAUGAGGAGAUGUCUGUUCACUUCACCUCCACCCUCAUGGCCCUGAUCCGAACUGCCCUGGAGGUCAAGAUAGCCAGAGGAGGGGAGGACAGGGGGCAGAUGGAUUCAGACCUACAGAAGGAGAUCAGCAUCAUCUGGCCACACCUUUCUCAGAAGACGCUAGACCUGCUCGUCCCCAUCCACAAAGCCAAUCAUAUGACCAUUGGGAAGAUCUACGCAGCUAUGAUGAUCAUGGACUACUACAAGCAGAGCAAAGCCAAGAAGCUCAGGCAACAGCUGGAGGAGCAGAAACACGCUCCCAUGUUCCAGCGUAUGGACGCGUCCACUCUGCCUCAGGACAUCCUCUGCAGUGCCAAAGCCCUCCCCUUUCUGACCCACAGCGCUGGAUCUGCCCUGACCAGAGGAGGGUUUGUGGCCUUGAGUCCCAUCUCCCCUCAGGAGAUGUUCAUGCAGCCCAUGUCCCAGGACCUUGAGGAUAAAGAGGAGGACUACCACCACUAUCACCACCACCACCACCAGCUCCACACUCUGGUUCCGGAGCGCAAAGAGUUUAACCGCAUCCUUUGCCCUACUAACAGGCAGGAUGCCCCACUCAAGGUGCCCGGGUGGGCAGUCUCUAUCCGAGCCUCGUCUAUGCCUCAGCUGGCUGUAGACACACAGGUUGGGACGGACAGCAGCAAAUUGAUGAAACGCUCCUUCUCCACUAUUGGUGAUCAGUGCGUAAAUGGGCUGUGGCAGGAGGAGUACUCUCUGGAGAGGGUCAGUUCUGACCGUCUGUAUAGACCACGACAGAGGAGCAUCAGAGGCAUCAGGUCCAACCUCAGGGAACCAGUGGAUCAAGAGCGGGGGCGCUCCAAAGAGCGGCGCCACCUGCUGUCUCCCGACGUGUCCCGCUGCAACUCUGAGGAGCGGGGCCAGGACACGUCACAGGAACGCAAGCAGUCCCGCUCCCCCAGCGAGGGACACGCACAUGUCCACCAUAGACAGGGCAACACUUCAGGCAGCCCAGGCCCGUCUCACUCCGAGUCCAGCACACCCAGUGGCCGUCGGCAGCUCCCCCAGACGCCAUCGCGGCCACGCCUUCACAUCUCCUACUCCCCCCUGAUAUGCCGAGCCCACCCCUCCCCCCCUGCUGUCAGCGAGGGCAGAGCCCAGACCCAGGAGGCCCCUAGAGAGACGGAGGAGCCCUUGUGGAGGGAGGAAGGGGAGAGGCCAGCCCAGGUGGCAGGAGGAGGAUCGGGGGUGGGGGUGGUAGUAGGGGUGAGUGACCCAGGGUUAGGGGUCAGUCACCCACAUCCCUCCCCUCACCGGUACAUCUCGGAGCCAUACCUGCCCCUGCACGAGGAGUUCCACAGCCCAGACUCCUCAGGCCUGGAGGAGACUCUGACCUUCGAGGUGGCCAUUGCAACCAGUCUGGGUCGGGCCAACACCAUCAGCUCUGCCCCCCAGCUCAGACACAACUGGCAGGUCCCCAACGGACACUUCCAUAAACGCCUGGCUCAAGCCAGCUCUGUGGCCGCCUGCGAGCUCCUGUGUGACACCGACGAGGAUGACCGCUGUUAGGGCCGGGACUGGGAGAGGAAGAGGAGGAAGAUGGACAGCAAAACUGGGUACCAGAGAGACAGGGGUCCUCAGUCUGAAGUACACUGUCAGGGCGUGUACUGAGUGUGCAUCUGUCUGUGUGUGUGUGUGUGUGUGUGUGUAGGAGUGCAAUAUGUUUGCCAAAUCAAUAAGACAGGGAAGAUAUGGGAAGUGCACUGCUGACGUACAGUGCAAAAGUUCACCAGUUGCAUUUUGAUUGUUGUUUGAACAAAGUCGAAUAACUGGGGAGAAUGUAUCCUCACUGCUUAGACCUAUGAAAAAUAAUAAGUAUGUUUCAAGUACAGUAUGUAGCUGAAAAUAGCAUGUGAGACUGAAGUAGCAGGAAUGUAUUAAAAUUGUUCUCUUUUCCUCAUGUAAGAUAAGAAGAAAGCUCUCAAUUGUUAGAUCUUUGUGGAUCAUGAAACAGUGAUUGGUGUGUAGGGAUCCGAAGCAGACAUUGGCUGUCACAACAUACACUGCUUUAAAACAACCCAGCUAGCACAUUUGGUUGCUUGGAAAUUGUGGCAACGAAAGUUCUUGGUCCUGGCAACGAAGCCAUAAGUUUCUUCACCAGUAAAAUGCAACGUUUUUUCAACAUUCUGAGAAUGGAGGUGAAAAUAUUGUCUCUUAUGGGAAAGUACAUUUUUAGGUUAUAGAGAGGAUCUGAGAACAUUUUACUAUGGUUACCUGAAAGUUUUAUUAACGUUCUGAGAACGUAAAUUAUAGGUAGUUUUACUGUUUUGAACUCCAAGCACAGAUAGGACAUUCAUGAGGCAUUAAUCAUGCAAACACAUUUCUUUUUUUAUUGUGGCACAGCGCCAGUGAGAUUCAAACCUAUAAUCCUCUGUUUUCUAUUCAUGGAAUUAGUCCACUGUGCCACCAGGAUGCAGUUAGCAUGCCAUGUUUUUUUAAAACUCAUACAAAGCUGUUAAUUUUAGUCUAUUCAAAAGACCCUAUUUCAAAGGAAACAAGCACUUAUUAAGAUCAGGUGUGGCUCAUUAGUGGUCAUGGUCAACACACCUGAACACACUUAAGAGUAUAGAGAGAGUUUUGUUGAUGCUGUGAACAGAAUGUACAGUAAAAAGUUUGGACACACCUACUCAUUUCUUUAUUUUGGCUAUUUUCUACAUUGUAGAGUAAUAGUGAAGACAUCAAAACUAUGAAAUAACAUAUGGAAUCAUGUAGUAACCAAAAAAGAGUUGAACAAAUCCAAAUAUAUUAUAGAUUUUAAAUUAUUCAAAGUAGCCACCCUUUGCCUUGAUAACAGCUUUGCACACUCAACCAGCUUCAUGAGGAAUGCUUUUCCAACGGUCUUGAAGGUUUUCCCACGUAUGCUGAGAACUUGUUGGCUUCUUUUCCUUGAUUCUGCGGUCCAACUCAUCCCAAACCUUCUCAAUUGGGUUGAGGUCAGGUGAUUGUGGAGGCCAGGUCAUCUGAUGCAGCCCUCCAUCACUAUCCUUCUUGGUCAAAUAGCCCUCACACAGCCUGGAGGUGUGUUCUGGGUCAUUGUCCUGUUGAAAAACAAAUGAUAGUCCCACUAAUCGCAAACCAGAUGGGAUGGCAUAUCGCUGCAGAAUGUUGUGGUAGCCAUGCUGGUUAAGUGUACCUUGAAAUCUAAAUAAAUCACCAACAGUGUCACCAGCAAAGCACCCCCACACCGUCACACAUCCUCCUCCAUGCUUCACGUUGGGAACCACACAUGCGGAGAUCAUCCGUUCACGUACAGUACUCUGCGUCUCACACGGUGGUUGGAACCAAAAAUCUCAAAUUUGGACUCUUCAGACCAAAGGACAUAUUUCCACCGGUCUAAUGUCCAUUGCUCGUGUUUCUUGGCCCAAGCAAGUCUCUUCUUAUUAUGGGUGUCCUUUAGUAGUGGUUUCUUUGCAGCAAUUUGACCAUGAAUGCCUGAUUCCCACAGUCUCCUCUGAACAGUUGAUGUUGAGAUGUGUCUGUUACUUGAACUAUGUGAUUUAUUUGGGCUGCAAUCUGAGGCAGGUAACUCUAAUUAACUUCAUCAUAGCGCUUGACUGACCUUCAUGUCUUAACCCUUGUGAUGUCUUAAGGGUAAAAAAUGACCCGCCACUAUGUUUAACAGCAGAGAAAACCCCCUAAAUUAUAUUUUGUCAACUUGAAAUUUGAUUGAGUGACCCCAACAUUAGAAAAAGUGAAACAUCGUCUUUGUUCAUAUUUCAAAGAAAGCUGUGUACACCACCAGGGUACAAAGAUGGUCUAAUAGGCUGACCACACCGCUUGCGUUGCGUGCACGAGCGUCGCAAAAUAAAUGUAGAAAUCCACGUUAUUAAAUGAUUGCACCCACACUGCUCACGCGCACCAACGAGUGUCUGCGUUGCCAAAGGCUAAAAUAGAAAUCGUUUCUAUUUCUGACGCUAUUUCUGACGAAGUCCUGCCACUCCCAUUGGUUUGUAGAAGCAGGUACCCACGUGCCAUCUCCUCACUGGUUAUACCCGCGUGGGUGACUGAAGACGAACGAGGUCGAGGCGAGGCUAUACAAGUGCUAUCUCUUGCAAAAAAAUAUGUUUACACCUAUGCAGUACCUUUUGCAGUAGUAAUAAUAAUAAUAAACCUCUACUUUAGUAAGGAAAACAAUUAUGACAGGUGUGUUAAAAACGAGUGGUGUCCACUGGUGCAGUCAAUGCAGUCUUUCUGCAUUGUGAAGAGUGACAGGUGGCAGGUUGUUUCUUCAUGCAAAAUAGAUUUGGGGUUUAAAAUUCAAUUAAGCUGCUUUAUUUUAGGGGUUUAAUGAAGGCGGGUCAUUUUUUACCCUUAGGACAAAGGGAGUAUACAGAAUGCUAAGACUACACAAGGGAUGUUUUAAAGUAAUGAUGGACUGUCAUUUCUCUUUGCUUAUUUGAGCUGUUCUUACCAUAAUAUGGACUUGGUCUUUUACCAAAUAGGGAUAUCUUCUGUAUACCACCCCUACCUUGUCACAACACAAUGGAUUGCCUCAAAUGCAUUGAGGAAAGAAAUUUCAGAAAUGAACUUUUAACAACUCACACCUGUUAAUUGAAAUGCAUUCCAUGUGACUACCUCAUGAAGCUGGUUGAGAGAAUACCAAGAGUGUGCAAAGCUGUCAUCAAGGCAAAGGGUGGCUAUUUUGAAGAAUGUAAAAUAUAUUUUGAUUUGUUCAACACUUUUUUGGUUACUACAUGAUUAUAUGUGUGUUAUUUCCUAUUUUAUUAUUCUACAAUGUAGAAAAUAGUCAAAAUAAAGAAAACCCCUUGAAUGAG
Molecule: messenger RNA, 10744 nt
Organism: Oncorhynchus nerka (sockeye salmon)
Lineage: Eukaryota; Metazoa; Chordata; Actinopteri; Salmoniformes; Salmonidae
Product: voltage-dependent R-type calcium channel subunit alpha-1E-like
Biological process (GO): calcium ion import across plasma membrane; chemical synaptic transmission
Cellular component (GO): membrane; voltage-gated calcium channel complex; neuronal cell body
Molecular function (GO): high voltage-gated calcium channel activity
Source: RefSeq, a predicted model, not a curated record